Stylophora pistillata is the source of this 1567-nucleotide messenger RNA. Its product is annotated as U11/U12 small nuclear ribonucleoprotein 35 kDa protein. Gene Ontology annotation, molecular function: snRNA binding; mRNA binding. Gene Ontology annotation, cellular component: precatalytic spliceosome. Gene Ontology annotation, biological process: mRNA splicing, via spliceosome. Lineage: Eukaryota; Metazoa; Cnidaria; Anthozoa; Scleractinia; Pocilloporidae. The record is from RefSeq and is a predicted model, not a curated record.
UCUUCCAAAAUGGCGGACGAAGGAAGCCUUUUAACACGAAAGAUGUUUAAUAUUUUUCACAUGAAGCGGAGUUUUUGGAUAGAACAAAUCGAAAUGAUACUCUAACUGGUUUAUUUACAAGAUGGAAUCAGUCACGGAACAAGUUACCACGACAGAUUUGGGCUACGAAAUUCCUACUUGGGACAACUGGUCUCCACUUGCAAAAUUUUACCACCCUUUACAAGCUGGCAGCAUUGAUGGAACUGACACAGUGCCACAUGAUAAGGCAGUGAUCCGUGCGAUGCUUGCAAAAUAUAAGCCAAACAAAAGAGUAAAUGGUGAUCCAGACAGCACUUUAUUUGUUGGAAAAUUAAGCAAGGAUACUAGUGAAGGAACUGUGUACAAGAUAUUUGCAAAAUGUGGCGAGUUAACAAGAUGUAGACUUGUGAGAGAUGUUGUGACUGGAUUUUCAAAAGGAUAUGCAUUUGUGGAGUACAGAAGUGAGAGAGAUGCUAAUGUGGCCUGGAGGGAACUGCAAGGUAAAGAAGUAGAUGGCUGUACCAUAUUAGUAGAAUAUGAAGCCGCAAGAUCUCUUAAGGGCUGGAUCCCAAGACGUCUGGGAGGUGGCUUUGGAGGAAAGAAAGAAUCGGGACAACUGAGGUUCGGAGGAAGGGAUCGUCUCUUCAGAAGACCAAUUCCAACACAACAAGUUGGAAACCAACACAAGUUUUUACGGGGUUCGCGAGACCACGAGGGAAAUCGCGGUUCACGUGAUAAUCCCCGUGACACUUAUCGUGAACGAAAGAGCGACAACGUUCGUGAGAAUUAUUAUCACCGUGAGCGUGAACGUGAUCGAGAUGGAUCUCGUGACAAACGUGAACGUAACAAAGAAAGCUCUCGAGGCAGUUCUUACUUUCAUGAUCGCGAGGGUGAUACUGAAGGAAAGCGAUACCGUGAGCGUGACAGUGACAGAUCGCGGGAUCGUUACAAAGACCGUGAUCGUUAUGGAGACAGUGAGAGGUCUCGCAAUAAAGAAAAACAUAGUCACCGUGAAAAACGAAGAGAAAGUUAUGAGACUGGUGAUAAGAGAAGAUACGAACAAGAAGACGGGCAAAUGUGGUAGAGUGUAGAUCAAAGCAACUUCAUUCAGCUGUCGAGUCAUCUAUUUGUUCUCACUGAAAGAUACGCCUUGUAAUUCUACGGAAGGGCAGCACAAAUUUGAAUUAACCUUUCAACUAACGCUAGGAAGGUGAUUCGGUUGUCGAGGAAGAUGAGAAUAUCACAACGUCAAUGAUAUACGAGGUUAUUCUGCCACUCAAAGCAGUUAGUUUCUUUUGUAAAGAAGACAGAGAGCAGAAAGCUUCUCGCAACUUUAGAAUUUCAAUAGGACAUCCCGAUCAUUUUGUGGAUUGACUUCACGGAUCUUCUUGAGUAAUGAUGAAAAAUGCCGUAUAUAAGAAAAAAAGGCUGCAGCUAUCGGAAUACUCAAGUUAUUCUGUUCAGAAUCUUAAAGUGACCUAACAGUGAUACCCCAAAGUAAUUCAGUUGAGUCCUACAGACAAAUAAAAAAGUUAAGACUUUUACUAUA